Messenger RNA from Closterium sp. Naga37s-1, 1485 nucleotides. The record is from the annotation of a GenBank genome assembly. NCBI's taxonomy places the organism in Eukaryota, Viridiplantae, Streptophyta, Zygnematophyceae, Desmidiales, Closteriaceae.
AUGAAAUUAUCAUUAGAUUUUCGCCAAAUCGCCCCACCCGUCUCCCUUUCCGUCGCGCGUCACGUCGCCAUCUCGUCGCCCGUCCCGUCGCCCUCUUCGUCGCCCUCUCUCCCCUCCUCUCCUCCCGUCGGCCUCUCUCUCGCCCCUCCCUACCGAUCGCCCUCCCGUCGCUCGCCCCGUCGCGCUCUCUCUCUCCGCUCCCUUCCCGUCGCCCUCUCUCUCGCCCCUCCCUUCCCGUCGCGCUCUCUCUCUCCGCGCCCUUCCCGUCGCCCUCUCUCUCGCCCCUCCCUUCCCAUCGCUCUCUCUCUCUCUCCGCUCCGCCCUCUCUCUCGCUCCUCCUUCGAAUCGCGCUCUCUCUCCGCUCCCUUCCCGUCGGCCUCUCUCUCCGCUCCCUUCCCGUCGCGCUCUCUCUCUCCGCUCCCUUCCCCUCGCCCUCUCUCUCGCCCCUCCCUUCCCGUCGCGCUCUCUCUCUCUGCUCCCUUCUCGUCGCCCUCUCUCUCGCCCCUCCCUUCCCGUCGCGCUCUCUCUCUCCGCUCCCGUCCCAUCGCCCUCUCUCUCGCCCCCUCCCUUCCCGUCGUGAUCUCUCUCUCCGCUCCCUUCCCGUCGCCCCUCUCUCUCGCCCCUCCUACCCGUCGCGCUCUCUCUCUCCGCGCCCUUCCCGUCGCCCUCUCUCUCGCCCCUCCCUUCCCAUCGCGUUCUCUCUCUCCGCUCCGCCCUCUCUCUCGCUCCUCCCUUCGAAUCGCGCUCUCUCUCCGCUCCCUUCCCGUUGCGCUCUCUCUCUCCGCUCCCUUCCCAUUGCCCUCUCUCUUUCUGCUCCCUUCCCAUCCUCCCUUCUCGCUCGCCUCGAAUAGCCCUCCCGGCGACCUUCGACUCUCCCAUCACGUAUGCCCUCCUUUCUCCGUCGCCUCUCUCGUUCUCCCUCUGCUAUCGCGUCAGCGUGACCCAUUCCGUACUCUGUUAUUGUGUUUGGUUUGUUUGUUUUUUCUGUCUUUCCAUCUAUUCUCGACACCCUCUCUCUCCGCCGCCUAUCCUCUCUCCCGUCGCCCUCCCGUUUCCCGUCGCCCUCCCGUUUCCCGCCCCCCUCCCGUUUCCCGUCGCCCUCCCUUUUCCCGUCGCCCUCCCGUUUCCCGUCGCCCUCGCGUUUCCCGUCGCCCUCCCGUUUCCCGUCGCCCUCCGUUUCCCGUUGCCCUCCCUUCUUCCGUCGCCCUCCCUUUUCCCGUCGCCCUCGCGUUUCCCGUCGCCCUCCCGUUUCCCGUCGCCCUCCCGUUUUCCGUCGCCCUCCCGUUUCCCGUCGCCCCUCCCGUUUCCCGUCGCCCUCGCGUUUCCCGUCGCCCUCCCGUUUCCCGUCGCCCUCCCGUUUCCCGUCGCCCCCCUUCUUCCGUCGCCCUCCCGUUUCCUACGCCCUCCCUUCCAGUCGCCCUCCCGUUUCCCGUCGCCCUCCCUCUUUCUCUUCAUUCGCGCCUCAAGUCCAAGGCAGCACAUUGA